AUGCUGAAGGCUGUAGAAAAGGGCUUCAGGAAGAUUCCUAUGGUCCAGGAGCUGCAGGUUGCCUGUCCUAGAAUUAAGCAGACAAAUGGAAGGUUAUAUUCGGAAAAGUGCAAGAUUGAUAGCUGCAGAAAACAGCAGCACCAGUUCAAAUACAGUGGGCCAACUCUGCCACUGGCAACAGGGACUAAUGAUAUGGACGAAAGCGGAAUCGGAGCGCUUUUCUUCGCCCCCUCUCUUGUCAAGCUGGGCGGCCUGAAAAUGGAGGAAACUCCGCAGGACGCCCUGGAGCCCCCGCCGCCGCCUCCUUUCUCUACCCCGCUGCUGGGGAGAGCCUCGGUGUGCGAAGGCUGCCGAGGCGUCAUCUCGGAGCGGUUCUUGCUGCGCCUGAACGACCGGCUGUGGCACGAGCGGUGCGUGCGCUGCGCCUCCUGCCGAGAACCUCUGGAGAGCAGCUGCUUCUACCGGGAGCAGAAGCUUUACUGCCGCCUGGACUACGAGAAGAUUUUUGCAGUGAAGUGCAACACUUGUUUGGAAGCAAUUACACCCAGUGAGUUUGUUAUGCGAGCUCAGAAAAGUGUAUACCAUGUAGGCUGCUUCUGCUGUUGUGUCUGUGAGAAACAGCUUCAGAAGGGAGAUGAAUUUGUCCUUAAGGAUGGCCAACUGCUGUGCAGGAAUGACUAUGAGAAGGAACGUGAAAGGCUCAGCAUUGGAAGUCCAGCCCCAUCAGAUUCUGGUAAAAGUGACGAUGAGGCCAGCUUCUGCAAAAUAGAAGAGACUGAGAAAGCAGCUGAGGAGAUCAGGGAUCAUAAACGGCCCAAGCGACCCCGGACAAUCCUAACCACACAGCAACGCCGAGCAUUUAAAGCAUCAUUUGAAGUAUCUUCUAAGCCAUGUAGGAAGGUAAGAGAAACAUUAGCAGCUGAGACAGGUCUUAGUGUCCGAGUUGUACAGGUCUGGUUCCAGAAUCAAAGAGCUAAGAUGAAGAAAUUAGCAAGGCGACAACAACAGCAACAGCAAGAUCAGCAAAACACACAAAGAUUCACUGCAACUCAGACAAGCAAUGGCAACAUCGCUAAUUUUGAAGGAAUCACGAAUUCAUAUACAACCUUGCAACCAGCCUCACAACAAAUGUUGGUUAUUGAUCAUAGUGCCUAUAAUUCAGACUCCUUCCAGCAAGGACUUACUCCCCCACAGAUGCCCGGGGACCACAUGCACCCUUAUGGUUCUGAGCCCAUUUUUUGUGAGAUGGAUAGUGAUGACACCUCCUUCAGCAACCAGAGCAACUGUUUCUUAGCAACUACAGAACCUGAUCCCUUACAAUCAAGAGUGGGCAAUCCCAUUGACAACCUGUACUCGAUGCAUAGCUCCUACUUUACAUCUUGA
This is a messenger RNA of Thamnophis elegans (Western terrestrial garter snake), 1383 nucleotides long. It is a transcript of the gene LMX1A, whose product is annotated as LIM homeobox transcription factor 1 alpha. Lineage: Eukaryota; Metazoa; Chordata; Lepidosauria; Squamata; Natricidae. Gene Ontology annotation, biological process: regulation of transcription by RNA polymerase II; neuron differentiation. Gene Ontology annotation, cellular component: nucleus. The record is from RefSeq and is a predicted model, not a curated record. The transcript is spliced from 9 exons. Gene Ontology annotation, molecular function: DNA-binding transcription factor activity, RNA polymerase II-specific; RNA polymerase II transcription regulatory region sequence-specific DNA binding. Bases 1 to 1383 code for a protein of 460 amino acids.